Molecule: messenger RNA, 1428 nt
Organism: Schistocerca nitens (vagrant locust)
Lineage: Eukaryota; Metazoa; Arthropoda; Insecta; Orthoptera; Acrididae
Product: probable cytochrome P450 6a13
Exons: 7
Coding region: 1-1428 (475 amino acids)
Molecular function (GO): heme binding; oxidoreductase activity, acting on paired donors, with incorporation or reduction of molecular oxygen; iron ion binding
Source: RefSeq, a predicted model, not a curated record
AUGGUAUAUGAGAGUGGGGACAACCGCAGGCUGCCACCAUUCGCCAUGGCCAUUCUGAGCCACUUACUCCUCUCGCUCACUUCCGCAGACGUCUUCGUCGGCGACCACAGCCGCUGGUGGUGGCUGGCGGUGGCUGCGACAUUUCUGGCCAUCAUUGCGGUUACUUCACUCAGAAGGUAUGCUGACGACUUCAUUACGAAACUGGUGCGUCCCAAGCCUCUACACGAAAUUCUGCACGUGCAUUACGAAGCUGCACCGCACGAUCCGUGUUCGUGGGUGAAUCUGGGCAGAGAGAAGUUCCUUCUUGUGCGGGACAAGGAUCUCGUCGCCCAAGUGCUGUCGACGGACUUCCCUGCCUUCUCCAAGCGAACCCAAAUGCACGAUUACCUCUUGGGACUAUUUGGCCAGGACGGCUCCGAGUGGCGACGUGCCCGAAGCAGCCUCACGCCGUCGUUCACGCCGGCGGCACUGCGCGCGGCUGCUGCUCACGUCAAGGCGCAUGCGCGCCGCCUGCGAGACGUCGCCGCCUGCGCGCCCUGCCUGACGCGGCGCCACCUGCUGGCCUACUGCGUCGACUGCAUCGCCUCCUCCGUGUUCGCGCUGAGCGCCGAGGCGUUGCCUACCUCCCAGGCGCCGACCACUUCUCCUUUCCUCGACGCUGUCGCUCACAUCGAUCAGGUGAAGAGAUCGGACGGUGGCCGAGUGGUGCUGCAACUGCUGGGCCGCUCGCUGUUCCACGCCCUCAAACUGGCGCAGCUGCCGAGAUCGGUGACGAGCUUCUUCAGCACAGUUGGCCAAGACAGCUUCUCCUUCCGACAACACAAUAAAGUAUCUGCCCACGAUUUCAUCAAGUCGCUGAUGAAGAAAAUGCAGCAGGAACAGAAAAGAGAAGACGAAAUUUGCGAGGAAGUAUCCGAGCAGACGGUCGCAGUGUUGUCUGCGGGCUCCAGCGACACGUGCCACGUGCUGCGCCACUGCCUGGCAGAACUGGCGGCCCUGCCCGACAUCCAGUCCCAGCUGCGAGAGCAGAUCUGCUCCGGCAACGACGCUCCACCGCUACUCGACGAAUUCAUCGCUGAAGUCCUGCGUUUACACCCCGCCGAGCCAGUACUUAUUCGAGAGUGUCAGAGCGCCUGCAAGCUGGGCGCGGAGCAGCUGCAGCCCGGAGACAAUGUGAUUGUCCCCGUGUGGUCGCUGCAUCGCGAUACCCGCCUCUCACUGAACGAUGACGCCGAUCUGCAGCGAGGGCACAACUUCCAGCUCGGUAGAAAACAAGCGGUGCAGCUCCACUUCAGUGCCGGACCAAGAAUGUGUGUCGGCUAUCGCUUGGGACUUCUUCAAGUGAGGACGGCUUUGACAGAACUUCUUUCACACUUUGAGCUGAUGGAGAGCGAUUACAAUGUUAUCCACCUCCGGAAAAUAACAUGA